AUGGCGGGAGACGAUAACUACACGAAAGAUGGCACGGUCGACUACAAGGGUAGGCCGGCUAACCGGAAGAAAACGGGAACAUGGAGGGCCUGCCCCUUUAUAGUUGGAAAUGAAUGUUGUGAGAGAUUAGCCUACUAUGGAAUGAGCAGCAAUCUCUUCCUCUAUUUCACCAACCAACUCAAUGAACACAACGCCGCAGCCUCCAAAAACCUUUCUAAUUGGUCGGAAACUUGCUACGUCAUGCCGUUGGUCGGAGCGUUCCUAGCCGAUUCGUAUCUCGGCCGAUACUGGACCAUCGCCACUUUCUCCAUCACCUACGUCAUCGGAAUGACACUUUUGACCCUAUCUGCCUCGGUCCGCGGACUAAAGCCCACGUGCCAGAAGAAAGACAAGUGCCAUGCCACAUGGUCGCAAACUGCGGUCUGCUUCGUGGCAUUGUACCUGGUGGCACUGGGGACCGGCGGGAUCAAGCCGUGUGUGUCGUCGUACGGUGCAGAUCAAUUUGACGACGCUGAUGAAGAGGAGAAACUUCACAAGGGCUCGUUCUUCAAUUGGUUCUAUUUAUCAAUCAAUAUCGGCGCGUUGACUACAGGAACACUCCUUGUUUGGGUACAAUUGAAUGUCGGUUGGGGGUUAGGGUUCGGUAUUCCAACCGUGGCGAUGGGAGGCGCCGUUGUGUUAUUCUUCUCCGGUACCCGAUUGUACCGGUACCAAAAGCCCGGCAGCAACCCCCUAACACGUAUGUGCCAGGUGGUGGUGGCUGCCGUGAGGAAACGUAAUGUUCGAUUGCCCGAUGACACAUCUCUUCUCUACGAGACAUCCGAUGCGGACUCGGUCAUAGUAGGUAGCCGAAAACUUGAGCACACCAACGAGUUACGUUACUUUGACAAGGCAGCGGUGGAGAUCGAAUCCGACCACGUCAGAGACUCCACAAACCCAUGGAGUCUCUGCACGGUGACGCAAGUGGAGGAGCUGAAGGGAAUAUUCCGUCUGCUCCCCGUAUGCGCCACCGGAAUAAUGUUCAGCACCGUGUACGAGCAGAUGGGCAACCUCUUCGUCCUCCAAGCCGUCUACAUGGACCCGAAGCUCACCCAGCGCUUCGCCAUCCCGGAGGCCUCCCUCUCCAUCUUCGACACCCUCAGCGUCAUCUUCUGGGUCCCCGUCUACGACCGCCUCAUCGUCCCGGCCGCCCGCCGCCUGACCGGCUGCCCCACCGGGAUCACCCAGCUCCAGCGCAUCGGCUUCGGCCUCUUCGUCUCCGCCUUCUCCAUGGUCGCCGCGGCCGUCCUCGAGGUCUACCGCCUCCGGGCAGUGGUGCGCCAUGGCCCGGGGACGGUGUCGGUAUUCUGGCAGGUGCCGCAGUACUUCAUCAUCGGGUGCGCGGAGGUGUUCGCGAACAUCGGGCAGAUGGAGUUCUUCUACGGGCAGGCGCCGGACUCCAUGCGGAGCCUGUGCGCGGCGCUGUCGCUCGGCACCACCGCGCUCGGGAGCUACCUGGGCGCGGCGCUGGUGGAGGCCGCGACGGUGGCCAGCGCGAGGGGUGGGGCCUCCUGGUGGAUACCGGAUGACUUGAACCGUGGGAAUUUGCAUUAUUUCUUCUUGCUCUUGGCUCUAUUGAGUGCGGUGAAUUUGGUGGUGUUUGUUUUUGUUGCUAGGAGGUAUACUUGCAAGAAAACGUCGGGAUAU
Salvia splendens (bonfire salvia) is the source of this 1686-nucleotide messenger RNA. Its product is annotated as protein NRT1/ PTR FAMILY 8.2-like. Gene Ontology annotation, molecular function: transmembrane transporter activity. The annotation marks the transcript as partial. Gene Ontology annotation, cellular component: membrane. The transcript is spliced from 5 exons. Gene Ontology annotation, biological process: transmembrane transport; oligopeptide transport. The record is from RefSeq and is a predicted model, not a curated record. NCBI's taxonomy places the organism in Eukaryota, Viridiplantae, Streptophyta, Magnoliopsida, Lamiales, Lamiaceae.